Molecule: messenger RNA, 1414 nt
Organism: Theobroma cacao (cacao)
Lineage: Eukaryota; Viridiplantae; Streptophyta; Magnoliopsida; Malvales; Malvaceae
Gene: CRD1
Product: dicarboxylate diiron protein, putative (Crd1)
Biological process (GO): chlorophyll biosynthetic process; photosynthesis
Cellular component (GO): chloroplast thylakoid membrane
Molecular function (GO): magnesium-protoporphyrin IX monomethyl ester (oxidative) cyclase activity; metal ion binding
Source: RefSeq, a predicted model, not a curated record
UUAUCCCACAGCCUUCACUCUCUGUUUACCAAGUUUGUGCAGGAAAACCACAUAAAAAUGGCAGCGGAGAUGGCCCUUGUAAAGCCUAUCUCCAAAUGCAGUAGCAGCAGCCCAAAGUUCAGCAAUCCAAGAUAUGCCAAGUUCAGCAGCGUCAAGAUGUCAGCUACUUCCCAGCCAACAACAAAGCCCAGCAAGAAAGCAGCCAAAACCGCAAUCAAAGAGACCCUUUUGACGCCAAGGUUUUACACCACUGACUUUGAUGAGAUGGAGACCCUUUUCAACACUGAGAUUAACAAGAACCUCAACCAGUCCGAGUUUGAGGCACUGCUGCAAGAGUUCAAGACUGAUUACAAUCAGACUCACUUUGUGAGGAACAAGGAGUUCAAGGAGGCCGCUGAUAAGAUGCAAGGUCCUUUGAGACAGAUCUUUGUUGAGUUCUUGGAGAGGUCCUGCACUGCUGAGUUCUCUGGCUUUCUCCUCUACAAAGAACUCGGGAGGAGGCUCAAGAAAACUAAUCCAGUUGUCGCUGAGAUUUUCUCUCUCAUGUCAAGGGAUGAAGCCAGGCAUGCCGGGUUUCUAAACAAGGGCUUGUCUGAUUUCAAUUUGGCAUUAGACCUCGGAUUCUUGACAAAGGCUAGGAAGUACACAUUUUUCAAGCCAAAGUUCAUAUUCUAUGCUACGUAUUUAUCAGAGAAAAUAGGAUAUUGGAGAUACAUUACAAUCUACAGACAUCUCAAAGCUAAUCCUGAGUACCAAUGCUAUCCUAUUUUCAAGUAUUUUGAGAACUGGUGCCAGGAUGAAAACCGACAUGGUGACUUCUUCUCUGCAUUGCUCAAGGCACAGCCCCAAUUCCUUAAUGAUUGGAAGGCAAAGCUGUGGUCCAGAUUUUUCUGCCUCUCGGUGUAUGUUACAAUGUACCUGAACGACUGUCAGCGCACUGCUUUCUACGAGGGCAUUGGACUUGACACCAAAGAAUUUGACAUGCAUGUCAUCAUUGAGACAAACCGCACAACAGCCAGGAUUUUCCCUGCAGUGCUGGAUGUUGAGAAUCCAGAGUUCAAGAGGAGGUUGGACAGAAUGGUUGAGAUCAACCAAAACUUGAUUGCUGCUGGGGAGAGCCAGGAUAUUCCCUUGGUAAAGAACUUGAAGAGGAUUCCACUAAUUGCAGCAUUGGCUUCUGAGCUCCUGGCUACAUAUCUGAUGCCACCAAUCGAGUCUGGAUCUGUUGAUUUUGCUGAGUUUGAACCGCAAGUCGUUUACUAAUAUGUAUUUUUUUUACGAGUUCCAUUUUUGUGGGACCUUUUUUCAGCUUGAGUUCUGUACUGUCAAAUUAUGUCAUCGCAAAUUUUAGUAAAUGAAACUGAGGUACACUUCAAUGUCCAGUGUGACAUAAAAACUUUGUCAUUUGCUGUCU